CGCCGGGGUUGAUUGCAGGGUCCGGGGGUCGGCGCCUCCGCGGGAGGGGGUCCGGGGGUGAAAUCCCGGCCCUGGCUUUGCCCGCGGGGGUCCCCGGGUGACAACCCUGGUCUGCCACCCGCACACUCCAGCUCAUGGGCGCCACACCCGAGACGUGGGUGGGUCACCUCUCCACGCGCCUGCGUGGCAGUCCUUUCGAGGCUUGGGAGGAUUUCUAUGCCUACUCCCUUCGUGAGGGUCAGACUCCGACCUUCGUGGAUUUCCAGGCGUUCCUCGAGGAUCGCUUCGGAGCCCGAUACGACGUGACUGACGCCUUUGAGCAUGUCGUCACUACACGCUGGUCCGGCUCUGGUGGCGCUGCCGGCCUGGAUUGCCACAUCCAGGUCUUUCAGGACGCCCGCCUCGUUUGCGACGUGGCGUUCCUCCCCGAGGCUGCCCUUAUCGAUCGUUUCUUGGCAAGCCUUCCGCUCGAGUACCGCUCCGAGCUAUGGCGGUACGAAUUCACAUUGGCCCCACAGGCUUACGAGGCCGCCAGGGACCACCAGCGGAUGCGAACCCGUCUUCACCCCGCCUCCUCCUCCCAGCCCCAGCGCACGGGCUACGCCUCCUCCUCCUCUCACGGCUCUUCCCAGCGCCGUUCCCCUUUCCGCGGUCGCCCCCGCCGUUCCACACAGCAAGGCCGCCACUUCUCGCGCCGCUUCAGCGCGCUGGAGUAUGCGCUGUGGGAUUCCGGUUCUCAGGACGACUUCAUUCACCCACGCGUGGUGAAGGAAGCCUGCUUACCCACGACAGGGUCUCCGACUCCCAUCUCCGUUACCCUAGGGGAUGACAAGACCCAGCGCUUCUUCGAUCAGACGGUCACCGACCUCCCCUUCUUCCUCACUCUCGAGCCGACUGAGCAUUCCCCGGCGUCUCGUCGCCACCGCUCCUCUGCACAUUUCGAUGUGAUGGAGACGGGGUACGACUUCAUUCUCGGCACUCCGUGGUCUCGUCGGUUCCGUAACACCGAGGCCGAUUGGGCGACCAACACUCUCGUUCUCAAAACGAAGUGUGGACAGACGUAUCGCGUACCUUUCAUAGGUACCACGGCGACACCACGCCCCGAUCCUCCUCCCCCGGAGCCUUCAGURCCCACACCAUCUCCCUCUAUCACUGUCACCUCGCCUCGGCAGUUCGCUCACUUCAUUCGACAGAAUGACGUCACCUUCUUUAUGGUGGACGUGAUGGAUCUCUUACACUAUGAUCCACCCUGUCCCGACGCCGAGCUCAUCCCUCUGGAGCCUGAUCCUCCCUCUGUCUCCAUAGCUCCCAUCUCUACUUCCGUCCCUCCACCGUCUGUCGAGUCCACCCUGCCGUCGCGCGCUGACACUGACGCUGAGGAAGUCGCACGAUAUACGGCUGACUUGGAGCCCGCAGUUCGUGACCUCAUCCGAGAGUACCACGACGUUUUCCCAUCAUCGUUCUCGUACGCCGGCAUCCCACCGAUGUGUGACGUCGAGUACUCCAUUCAGCUCGUGCCUGACUAUCGUGUUCACCACAAGGCACCCUACAGACUCUCGAUCCCCGAGGCCACCGAACUCAAGCGUCAGCUUGAGGAGCUCCUGAGACUGGGUUUCAUUAAACCCAGCAACUCCCUGUGGGGUGCACCCGUCCUCUUUGCUCGCAAAGCGGAUGGAACUCUUCGUCUCUGCAUCGACUACCGCGGUCUCAACCGCUACACGGUUAAGAACAGCUACCCCAUGCCUCGUUCCGACGAGCUGUUCGACCGCCUAGCAGGCAACCGCUUCUUUACGAAGAUUGAUCUUUGUAGCGGUUACCAUCAGAUUCGUGUCGCUGCAGCCGAUCAGCCGAAGACCGUGUUCCGAUCGCGAUUCGGCCACUACGAGUUCACGGUGAUGCCAUUCGGCCUCACCAACGCACCCGCUACCUUCCAGAGGGCGAUGAACGACAUCUUCAAGGGUACGCCAAUUAUGCUCCGGGCUCCCUCCUCGAUCACCACCUCAAAUAAUCAAUAGUCUGAAUGCACAUCUGAAGUUCUAUUAAAAUGUGCCACGUGGCACGUCAAUAAGUCCUCAUCAGUGCACUGCAGCAAUGUCAACCUCAAGAUGAGUGUCCACGAUUACCCCACAGUCACAGUCAUAAUCUCCUCUUGAGUGACGAUGAAUCAGAAUAGCAGUGCUAGUCACGUUGCCCAGCCACGUCAUCAUGGUACACGAUGUCAGGCGGCCACAAGCAGUGCGCCGCCUGAAAUCUGCGGUUUUGGGACUUAGGCCCAGGGACAAGUCCGUGUUUUGACGGUACUCUGGUAUGACCAGACAACAAAAAUUAGGGGAACUC
This is a messenger RNA of Chara braunii, 2337 nucleotides long. The record is from the annotation of a GenBank genome assembly. Lineage: Eukaryota; Viridiplantae; Streptophyta; Charophyceae; Charales; Characeae.